This is a messenger RNA of Solanum pennellii, 986 nucleotides long. RefSeq names its product 26.5 kDa heat shock protein, mitochondrial. NCBI's taxonomy places the organism in Eukaryota, Viridiplantae, Streptophyta, Magnoliopsida, Solanales, Solanaceae. The transcript has 2 exons. The record is from RefSeq and is a predicted model, not a curated record. The coding region runs from base 109 to 804 and encodes 231 amino acids. Gene Ontology annotation, biological process: response to heat.
GCCUCAAUAUAAUUCUCAUCAUAGAAAUCAGAAAAGCUAAUCGGAGUAAUCAGUGAGUGUUUCUUAUUAAAGUAUAUAUAUAAGAAAAUUUCAAUUAAUUUAUUAGCAAUGUCUUUGUCAGGCUUAGUUUUGAAAAAUAUCUAUAAACGAUCGAAUGCAAGUGUGAGGCAUUUGAGUAAUAAUGUGCAGAAACAGGGGUGGUGCUCUGAACUUGUACGUCGUUUUUCUACAGAGUCUGAGAAAGAACAAGUAGGUGGCAAUGGAAAAUCGGAGAAACAAGAAGUAGCUGUUUCCGAUAGUGGCAAACAAUCGAAGCUAUUUCCAAGAAGACGCCGCCGUGGUAAUCUUUGGAGACGCAAUGAAUCCGACUUUGCACCUGCUCUGUUCGAAAACUUACCAACAGGACUUGGCAAUGCAUUAUUGCAAGCCACAGAGAACAUCAACAAGAUAUUUGAUAAUUUCAACUUGAAUCCCUCACAAUUACUGGGGAGGUACAAAGAGGAUGAUAAGAAUUACAAAAUCCGUUACGACGUGCCAGGACUAGGCAAGAAGGACGUGAAGAUCAUGGUUGAGGAUGGAAUUUUGACAAUAAAAGGUGAACACAAACAAGAGAAGGAAGAAGAAGGAUCAGAUGAUGAGUUUUGGUCAUCAACAAGUUAUGGUUACUAUAAUAAUAGCAUUGUGUUGCCUCAAGAUGCUAAGGUUGAUGAAAUUAAAGCUGAGAUGAAAGAUGGUGUUUUGACAAUUACUAUUCCUAAAAGUGAGAAACCUAAGAAAGAUGUCAAGGAAAUUGAAGUUAUGUGAGGUUUUUUCUUUGGUUGAAAAAGUGUUUUGAAUAUUAUUAUCUUUGACAUGUUGUGGGUGUUUUUAUAAUAAUAAUUUAAGUUUUCUUGAGUUUCAAGAGGGUGUGACAAGAAUGGCUUUGCUUUAUUCAAAACAAUUGGCCAAGAAUAGUUUCAAAAUAAAAUCUCUCUUUUUGUUAUUUU